Messenger RNA from Daldinia vernicosa, 2198 nucleotides. RefSeq names its product histone acetylation protein-domain-containing protein. The transcript has a single exon. Gene Ontology annotation, molecular function: histone H3K56 acetyltransferase activity. The record is from RefSeq and is a predicted model, not a curated record. Gene Ontology annotation, biological process: DNA damage response. Gene Ontology annotation, cellular component: nucleus. The coding region runs from base 186 to 1970 and encodes 594 amino acids. NCBI's taxonomy places the organism in Eukaryota, Fungi, Ascomycota, Sordariomycetes, Xylariales, Hypoxylaceae.
UUCUACGUCCCUUGCAUUUGAUCCCUUCCAUUCCACUUACACGCCUUGUCUUCUUAAACGCGUCUUCGUUGCCCAAGCCAUUCUUCUCAUCGAACCCAGCAUUAUGGGCUCUCAAACUCUAGGUGCCAUAUAAGGCUUUUAAUAUUCAUUUCAUUUUUCCUUUCAUUUUCUUGCUCUCUUUCAUAAUGACCAGCCCGGCGCAAAACCGCGACAGCGAUCGCGUCGUCGAUCCUCACCCUUUAGUCGCAGAGCUUGCCAAAGUCUUGCCUAAAGAUCGCAAGUUCACGGCAUACCAUCUUUCGACGCCUCCCACGAUAACCGAGCCUCUCUGCCAUCCACCCGCCCGAAAUCCUUCUAACGAUCCCACAGACAGGCGGCCGAGUAAACCGUUAAAGACGUACUGCGAAAAGCAUUUCUUGGCUAUCUCGAUUGGAGCCGGGAAAGAGGGGGCGCAUCUUGAUAAACAAGUUUUGGUUCUAGGACUAGAGAUUUACAUAUAUACAACAUCUUUCUCUACCAUUAUCUUCGUCUCCAAGGCAGAUUCCACUGGAUACUUAAACCUCUUGAAUCUCCCUAAAGGGACACCAUCUCCAAUUCGAGAAGUUACAACGUGCUUUCUUGCCUUCUUAGUCGCCAAUCGAAGACGACAAAGAAAACAACUAGUCGUAAAUCUAUUCGCCCGAGCACAAUCACAGUAUCUUUUUCCAGGAAGCGUGGAAAACAGUGGCAAGCACGUGCUAGAUGAUAGAGGCUUAGUGAAGUGGUGGUGUCGUGUGCUCAAUUCGCUGCUUGAAGGUACCGACUAUCAAGACGUGAGGGCGCCAUGGGAUGCUAUACAUGGAUACUUGGUUAUUCCCGGACUAGACAAUUAUGAGACCCGUGCCUUUUUGCCCCGGACUAGUUUAGCAACAUCAAACUGGACAUUAAACCACCCCCUUGAGAAGAUAUCACCGUAUGCAAAUGAUCCAAGCAACUUCGGCUCCAACGUUCAUCCCAGGUCUCUCAUCCCAACGUUUCCAGACGAUCCUAAGGCCCGUUUUGUUCAAGAACUAGAGGAGUCGAUAGCUGAAAAGGCCAAGCUAUUGAACGGCUGGAAGACGCCAAAGACAUUGGAUCAGUUCUGGGAGAUGAUGGCAUUUCGACAAGAGUGCUCUAGCGGUAGAUUAACUGGAUUUAUGUGGGUUGUCUUCGAAUCCCAAGCCAAUUCAAAGUCCAGCUCGUCAACUGUCAAGUCCGCAGCAACCAUUCCCACGCCGAAUGACUCGUUCAGCGCUCCAGCUAACGACAUGACGCUUCCUGCCUCGCCCCGCCCGGCUCGACGGGGUAAUACUUCUGUUGCUACUCAAAGUGCUUCGUCCUCCAAGUUGAAUACCGCGAGAACCAGAAAGCUCCGACGGAAGGGCAAGGCAAAGAAAAUCUUAAGUGGCCCAAUCAUCCCUCGAAAGCCUCAAAUCAAAACGCACCAACGGGCCCAAUUCCCAAAAGAAAUUGAGACGCCAUAUUAUUUAUGGCCGGAGAAUGGAAGAGGCCAAGUUGUCCUAAGUGACAAUAGUUAUAAGAGAGCUAUCGAGGUGCUACUUCAUCUCGAGUUCAAGACUCUAGAACAUGCAAUCGCAAGCACAGCGCGAUGGACUAAGGAAGUCAACAUGGGCGAGAAUUGGGCAUUGAACAUUAUCGGCAAGAGAGCAAAUAUCGAUUCUACGGCGUCAUCCGGUACAAGUGGGACGGUAAACAAUUUGUCUGGGAUGGUACGGAAGCGCUCAGCUGGCGAGAUUACAAACGAGACUACGUCAUCUUCCCCAGCAGUGAAUACGCUCGGCGGUGGCCUCAUUCGGAAGAAGGCAAAACUUGAUACCAGUGCGACCGAUGCGUCCGUCAAUGUAGACCAGGGUUGUCCAGAGGCUGAGUCAGAACCUAAGGCCAACGUUCUUGGAGCGGGGCUGAUUCGGAAGAAGCCAAAGGCAUCUUGAGUUUUAUUUUAUUUUUAAGCAGUCUUGUAUUAUAUUGGCGUAGGUUUGAACGGGGUAGCUUUGGUCGCGAGGCGUUACCAGUAUUGGAAGCGCAUAACUUAUAUACGAGGUUUAGGAGUAGUCAGGGCUUCAGCGGGAUGUGUUUCAAGGAAUAUGGUUCAUAUAACCUUUUUUUCUCCUAUAGGAUAAUCUAUUUGGGAAAGGUUAAUAUCAGUGUUUUCAAAUACC